AUGAACAGGGACUUGACUGAAUCCACCAGCCUUUCAUCUAACACUUCAGAGACCAACAGCCGCUCGCUUUUGUUCGCGAAAUUCUUAUGCCCACUGUCGGCCAUCGGAAAUGACUUCGCCAGCCAAGACGAAGAAGUUUCUCUGUUGUCAGGAUUCAGGUAAAUUUUCUCCGAUUGAUGUCUUAUUGUACUUAUGGUUGGUUAGAUAAAAUUCUUUUACAUCUGACGCAGCUAACAAAUUAUUAAUCGGCUCGAAAAUUUGCCUAAUAGAUAAUUUUUAGUAUUUCAGAUUUCAAACCUUGAUCUUUGUGACAAGAGAGUAAGCCUUUGAAAAUUUUAAAAUACUUGUUCUCAGUGAUUAAACGCUAUUCUACAUUUCACAUUCCGGUAUCGAUAUAUAAAAAGCUAAACUCUUUAUACUGCGAUGUAUUUCAGUGUUCAAUUUCUUCUACUCUAGAUCUGUAUUAAAUAGAAAUGCCGAUGGAACAUCAUUACAGUGUAAUAGCAACACGCCAGCUUGCGUGGCGUACUCGCUCACGCGCGCGACUUGGGAAAGACAUGGAGAUUAGCGGCUACAAAAUCAGUGUAAUGAAAAAGUCAUAAUUUAUUUCAAUUAUACGUUGGUGAUUUUAGUAGAAAUUAGGGCGAGAGCGUACAGGUGAUUUUUCUUUUUCCGGUAAGUGACCUGUGUCCUCAGAAAGGGCAGCUGAAGAAGAAAAAGUCCAGAGGGCAUUUAAUUUUAAAAUUAAUUCCGAGUCGACAGCAACGCCUUAAAUUUCUAUGCAAGGAACUACAAAAAAACAAAGAGCAUUAAACUUUUAUUCGAACACUGGCAGUUUUGCAUACUCCAAAAAAGGUUUCACUGUGCAUUGAAUAACGAUCAGCAGUAGUAAAAAUAGCCAAAGAAAGUCAGUAUAAAAGAGAAGGUUGUACAGUGCAAAAACCAAGAGAACAUUUUUUUUCCCUUCAGUAUAUCUUUGUUUUGUCCAUAUGUUGACAAUAGUUUUAUAGUGUUACAAAUCAAAUCAAAGUUUGGUUUCCAAACGGUUCCCGUAGACAAAAUACUCAUAGAUAUUGUGAAUAUAUUAGUUAUACGAGACAUGCAUGUGGAAAGGAAAGAUGUUGUGGCAGGAAUAUAUACAUGUAUGUUCUUGCUACACUGCGAUGGGUCACAACUUACUUCCGGUAUUAAAGGCCUGCAAACAGCACUUGCUAGCGGAUACACUCAUAAAGGUUGAUCCUGUUCAUUCGUCCAUAUUGGAUCGAAGACAAAAUAUCAUCAGGAAAUUGGUCUUGUUCGCGAUCUUGAUUUCUUUGUGCGAAAAAAUGUAAUCUUCGUUUAAUCAAAGAUGGGCCGAUAAAGCAGCUUUGUCAAAAAAUAUGAGCGAAGCUGCUAAAGAGCGCGUCAUAGCGCUGGGGACACAAUUCAACACAAUUGAACACGAAGUUCCCAGUCUUGAGGAUUCUCCCGUAGUGACGUUUGAAACUGGCAGCCCAAAAAAGUCCUUUUGGAAGAGGAACACAAGUAAAUUGCCUGGAAGGUAUUGUCGUUUUUUAUUUGAGAGGCAUCGGCAAUUUUUGAAGCCCUUGUGUUGACUUAAAUGUGCUUUUUAAACAGUAUUAAACCCGCACAUGGCGGACAAGAUUUACUCUCUUCUUCAACAAGUGUUUCCGCAGUUCAUGGGCAAACAAGGUUAGUUAAGUGUUUACGUUUCAGGUCAAAGUAGGAGUAAAGUAAUAUUUCUAGCGAGUUUUAGAUCGCGAUGGCAAAAAGAGAGAGAUUACAGAUUUUUGUACUCGUGUUAUAUUGUCGCUGAGAAAGCGAGUUUCUUGUUUACUUGAAAUUUAUUGGUUUUCGGCGAAUCAGCACUUAAGUAUUUGAGCUUAAUACUUGUUUUGAUUUUGAUGAUGAAUGCUAAAAGAUAACAGUAAAAUGUACAUAGCAAUGCGUAAAAUUGUUCUUAGAAGAUCAGACAAUGACAAUUUGAUGAGUUCUAUUGUUAAAAGUUGUUGCGAUGUACUUCAAUUUAUUAACUGAAAGGCUUAUUGACUAUUAAAUGAUACCAAACGUUCCUGUAGAGCGAAUAGAGAGAAAAAAUCGUAUCUCGUAACCUUCCAACUAAUAAUAACGCUGUUUAUAACUAACUGUAAAAAUGAAUAAUAUUUGAAAAAUAUUCCUUUAAAUACAUUUCAUAAUUCUACUGUUUCCGUCAUCAAUGAUAUUUUUCUAGAGGAAAAUAUUUAAAAUAUGAUUUUUGUGAUAUUUAAGCUUAAUUUUUUUCCAGUUAGUCUUCUUUAUGUUAAAAGAUCUGUGUAUGAUCACGAGGAUAUGUCCUUGUUGCUUUUAAAUGAAUUUUAAGAAUUAUGAUAGUGUAAUGAUAAUUACAAGGAAAAAAAUAAGAGACAGGGAAACCACAAGAAUAUUCUUAAGGCUUGUAGCAAUGCAUCCUGUCUGUUAUGUACAGAAAUUUUUCUUUUUCAUUUUGACCAAGAAACAAGACAAUGACAUUGAAUGACACACUCAGAUAUUUUACACAAUAUUACUUUGCUUAGCUUUUUGCAUUUGUAGUUACUGAACAACAUGUCAAAAAAAUUUCUUUUGAAGGAUGAUAAACAAGGAGAGGGGGUUAUUAGGUGUAACUACAAGGAGUGUGUAUGGACUGGUUGAUUUUUAUGAGUUAAGAGGGGUUGGGGGUGGCGGGGGGGUUGAGCGGAGGCACCUUAUAAUCUGCUUUCACUACUACUAUGGCCUUGAUAUACUUUUUGUACUUGCUGGCUUGUAGCCAGUGAAAGUGUCAAUGACCAUGUAAAUAAGUCCGUUAGUCCUGUCCUAUUGACCUUGUAGGACAUGGCAUUAACAUGUAACUUUCAGAGCAAAGGUACUGGGUUGGAUACCUGCUAUUUCCCUUUUUUCCUAUGAAUUUCUAACAAUAAAAGUCUUUUUUUCUUUUUUUAAGCCCAACAAUUGAACAUUUUAAUCAAAACUGUCACUUUAAAUCUGUAAACAUUCGACUUAAAUGUCAAAAAUUUGCAUAAAUUCAAAACAACUGGCAUUUUUAAAAUUUCGUCUUAUGGUAAUUCCAAUAUGACGUGCUUAAUCUUGGCAAGAAAUUUCUUGCCAACUCAAUAGUCCCCGAACUGUAUCUGUAAAAGUUAAAACUUUGCCUGUGGUUGCCUGACCAACCUUACGUGAUAAAAGACCUGUGUCAUGCUUUUGAAAAAGUGCACAUGUUGAUUAGAAGUUGCUACACAAUUUUACUGCCGCAACAAGUGAUUUUGUUUUGCAGACAUUUUUUUUUUUUUUCGGGGCAGAGGUACCAGGUUUGAUACCCAGCACCAUCCUUUUUUUCUCAUUUUUAUGGUUAUCGUAGAACAGACUAUUCUUUGCCUCAUAUCCUCUCAGAGGACUACAUAAACAGCCUGUGAUGAUCGGUGAAGUGAUGAUAUUGACAAACAGUGUUGUUAUAACAGAAAUAAAACUGAUAGAUGGCAUGCUCAGUUUUCAAUGUGACGAACCUAAAGUCAGUUCCUCUUUAUAAUUAAAAAGAAAAAGAAGAAGUGUUAUUGUGAAAAUUCAAGGUUUUAAUACAUCUCAUUAACAAUGUAAGUGUGCAAGGUAAAAUAAGGAUUGAAUAGACCUUUUUUACCUAGACGGUGGCCAUAUUGAAUUAAUUCAAUUUAAGAAGUAUUAUAGGAUGCCCAGGGGGUAUGAGCACAUUUCGUUUGUGUAAGAUUGUAAUGGGAAAACAGAUCCUUGUGCCGUGUUUGGAUGUAAUAAUGAUCCCCUUUUGCUAGUUUAGUAUUAGAAAUAUGGUUUUUCACUGUAUAUUUCUCGUGAAAAAGGUGAUCAUUAUUACAUCCAAACAUGGCACAAGGAUCUUUUUUUUCCCAUUACAAUCUUGUUCUAAGAAAACUUUACGAAAAAAUAUCCUGAAAAGCGCUUGAAAAUACAAACGAAAUGUGCUCAUGCCCCCUGGGCAUCCUAUAAUACUCUUUAAAUCGAAUUAAUUCAAUAUGGCUGCCGUAUUGGUAAAAAGGUCUAUUAAACUAUUCGGUAAGUAGUUCUCUUUUUUUUUGGGGGGGGGGGUGGGGUGGGGGGAAUAUCCUGAAAUUAAAUGCUGGAAUUCUGUUUCAAAAUUUAAGAGGGUAUAUAUAGGGUGGAGGGCUGUUGGGUACCCUAUUGAAAAAACCUGCCUUCACCAGUGCUGAUACAGUUACUGUGAUAAUAGAGAAAAGUGAAACCACCCCUUUGUUACCAUGGUGAGCAUUAUGAAAUAAUUUACUUGUUUAUCCUGAGCUUAAUCUGCCUUCAUAACAUUUUUAUUGUUUCAGCGUUCAUGGUAAGGUAAAACCUAAACCCCUAAGUUUCCAGGAAUUUAACAACGAAACAAGUGAUGCCUGGGGUGAAGAUGACGAUGAUGCCAUUAAGGUGGAUCCCGAGGAGAAAAAGAAUGUACUGUCCCAGUCUCUUGUCCGUACAAUCAGUGGGGGUGAUGUCAGGGAAAGCAUUCCUACUAAUGUGGCCAAGGAAACAAAAAAGCUUCCAGAACAGUUAGUCAAAAGAGAAGAAAACAAAACGUCAAGACCUUCUCCACUAAGUUUACUAAGUAAGAAGCAUAGAUUCUUCCUUGAUCAUUGACGCAUCUGAGUCUUCUUUACUUUUUUUGAAUAGUCAGGGUGGUCAUUAGGCGUCAGAGAUUGGAGAAUUCUCUGUUUACUACACAGAAUUCUCCAGCUAACAUGCGAUAGCCUAUGACUGUUUUUUAUUCAGACAUGGUGCUUCUUUCACACUAUUCUCCUGUAACGCUACACGUUUCUCCCAGGCCACUAGAAUUCUUAAUUAAAACCCUGAAUAGUUUAUAAGUGAUGUAAAAGAUUAAAGUCAGCCCCCUCCACGAUGGACAUCUUUGGAGAAAAUCAUGACUAAAGUCUAUAACCAAUAUCCAAAUGUACAUUAUGAUAGUUUGAUUAAAUUUUUUUACUAGUCUUGUUAUGAGUUAUUAAUGAGUUUGGAAAUAGUUAUGGUAGACCCAACAACAUUGAACAAUUCAAACUUUCCACCAUUGAAAUGCGACUGCUCACCUUUGCAAAUCACAUUGAAUGAAAGUGGAUCUCAGUGUCAGUAUCGGGCCUUCAUACUUCAUACUCAAAAUCACUGUAUGCUUAUUUAUUUUUCAGCACGGCACAAGAAUCAGUCAUCUUCAAAAUCAUCAGCUCACUCCCCACCACCUCCCCCUGUGCAGCCGCCUAAGCCCCCGUCUCCCAUUAGAGCAGUGAAACUGGAAUUUCAAGAUCAAGAAAUCCAUAAACUUGAAAAAUUUGGCAAGCUUCUGGCUGGUCCCAACACCGAUCUAGGCAAGAAUAUAAUAUUUUUACAUACUGUCACAAUAAUGUUAUUAGUAACUGUUGUUGAUCUUGGCUUUUACAUUUUCAGAGGCCAUAAGGAAAUUGAGUUGGUCAGGUAUUCCAGUCACUGUACGCCCAACAACUUGGCAGCUACUUUGUGUAAGUUUGUUGAAUUGUAAUUGCCUCCUAUGUUGCUAUGUUUCUUCAGCAAAGCAACUCUCGCAGACUGUUUCAGGAGUCUCUAAGAUACGGCAUAAAUCUACCUUCCCACAUACAGGUUACCAACUUUCCUAAAUAAAAUUCAAUUUUCUGCUUCUCUGUGCUUUAGGUUGGAAUUAACCCCUUUGUUAUAAAAAUUCAUAGUACCAAUGGUUUCUGUGGCAGUUUUGCACAUAUUUUAUCAGUGACAAGACAAUUUUGUCAAAAAAGUGGUGUGUACUUCAAGCACAUGUAAGACUUCAGAUGUCCUGAGCCAUGCCCAUUAGGCCUGAGUCGAUUUGUGUUUUAAAAAUGUGGUUGCGUGAAUGAUGUUGGCAGUACUGCAAAAGAGAAUCGUCAGUUUUUUAGAUCUCCAGAGGUUAACAUCUCUAAUUUUUAUUUCAAUACUAUAUCAUUAGGGCUAUUUACCAGCAAAUAUUGACAGAAGGCAGUCAACAUUGGAUCGAAAGCGUGAUGAGUACCACAACUUUGUCAAACAGUAUUAUCCUACAAGAUAUGAAGAUACAUAUCAUGACACAUUUAGACAGGUAUUAUUCAAGAUUAUUUUGUUCUAUCCUCAUUUUAAUUGUGAAAAAUAUCAAAUUUUGUUGCUUGUUUAUUGUCAACAGAUUCAUAUUGAUAUUCCAAGGACAAAUCCUCUCAUACCACUUUUUCAGCAACCCUUAGUACAAGAGGUAAGGAUAUUUUCUUUGUAAAAUAGUAAAAACAUCCUUACUAUUUAUCUUGCACUAUGUUUAAUUGGUCAUUUGCAUGAUGACGUCUUUUAACUACUAAGACCAGAAUUCAUUUGUUUUUAAAUUUUGUAAUUCCAGUGAGGUUUAAAUAGCAAAAGCCCAAAUUUGCACAAGAAAGCAAAACCCUGAAGGAUUCUGGUGGUAAUAAUAAAAUUGCACCAUCAUGCAAAGGGCCUUAAUUAUGUGCGGUAAUAAUCUUUACACAUUAUGAUUAUUAUUGAUAAAGUAAAUACAGGACUGUUCAAAAGUAAGUUGACAGUCCGUUUCAAUUCUUGACUCUUUAUUGAAUUACUUUAUUGAAUUCGCCACAGUGACUCAACACGGUGACAAAGGAUGAAACAGGACUAAUGUCCCAAUAAAAUAUUGAUAUCAACCCCUUCAUCACCCAUCCAGCCCAUUAAAGGUUUUACCACACCACCAGGGUCUAUGCCCCCUACCCUUUAGUAACAGCAGUGUGGGUUCUUUUAUGUGCCACAAGAGUCAGAACAGUGAAAGAGCUGUGAGGCGGGUCCUACGGUUUUUCGUCCUUAUCUGAGAAGACUAGAAUGUCUAACCAUUUGUAGAUGUCACAACAAAGGCAGCACAUUCUUCUCAGUUAUUUAAGACCCUGGGUGUUGGUUCGGCCAUGGUUUGAACCCGCGACCUCCAGCUCAGCAGAACGGUGCUUAGCCAGUUGAGCUAACCGGGCAACUCGAUUCUUGCAUGGCCAUGAAAAUGGCAUGUAAGGCAUUCAUAUGCAGUGUACAAUACAAAUAAGAAAAAAUAAACAGCAAUCAAUUAAGAGACUUUGCCUAGUGUUCUGUAAUGAUUUACCAGUAUACAGUAAGUGGAGAUUGAGAGUUGUAGUAGAAUAACAUGGCAGUUGAAUACUAUUACCCCUCACCUCUCAUGUGCUCACCUCUCUUGGCUUGUGCAUGAGUAUUGUGUAAAAACAGCAACUUCACAUAUGUAUGCACAGGAAACCCAAAUGAGUGUAGGAGUGUACUUUCUUGACUACAUGCACAGUCUUAACAUAAUCUUGUUUGUUUGCCAUUUACAAUGCCUACUAAUAGUUUGCUUGAUUUAUUCAAAAAAGUGGUUUCUUUCUAAACAGGAGAUUUAGUGUAAGAGUUGCCUAAAAGUGCAUACCACUUCUGUUGCUUUAUAGAUAUUUGAGAGAAUUUUGUACAUCUGGGCUAUCCGCCAUCCUGCCAGUGGUUAUGUCCAAGGAAUCAAUGACCUGGUCACGCCCUUUUUUGUGGUGUUUUUGUCUGCGUAUGUAGGUAUGUCUAUACUCAUGUAGCACGAGAUACCGUAUUGCUUCAUGAAUGCUUUGAGUCACAAAUGUCACUCAGCUCAAACCCCCAUUUGCAACCUGUUCACAUGUGACCACUUAUCCAAAAUACCAAAAUCACUUUCUCAGUCAAGUACUCCAUUUGGAAAUUUGCUUCCCUGAAUGGAUUGGAAAUAAACAUUACUGUACAUUACGUUUUAUUGAUUUAUUUUAUGUAUUUUCUAGAUGGUGAUUUAGAGAACCACGAUGUCAGCCAGUUACCUAAAGAAACUCUAGAUGUUAUAGAGGCUGACAGCUUUUGGUGUAUGAGCAAACUUUUAGAUGGUAUACAGGUAUGUAACGCCACUUAAACAUUUACAGCAUUCCUGUCCAUGACACUAAUUGGCUCUCCAGGUCGAGGUUAUGCAGUUUCUUGUCCUGUUUCCUAGAAAAAAUUUUCUCAGUUCAUUUUAGAAGUUCAUGCCGGCAGAUUUUCUCCGUGCAGACUUUUUGAAAAUACUAAUCUUCUUUUAGGUGCGAUAUUUUGCCACUAAAUUUGGAUUGUCUUCUUUUCUGUUACAGGAUAAUUACACAUUCGCACAGCCAGGAAUUCAAAUGAAAGUAAAUGCUCUUAGAGAGCUGAUUCAGAGAAUUGACGGUGAGCAAGUUGGAUCAUUAAUAUUCAAAGUUGCUCCAGUUGUGCAGGAACCACCCACAAGGCUUAAAAUUUACAUUAAUUUUAUUUGGUGAAAAAAAGUCUUGGAUGCAGACUGGCUUACUUUAAAUGUUGUCAAGUUUUACCCAGAUUUUGUUGACCUAAAAUGAUAAAACGGUUGCCAGAAAAUAGAAACAAGGGCACGUUGUGCAGUUGUACAUGAAGGAAUUGAAAUAAUUCGAAAGGCUGCCGACCAUUGGUGAAUAAUUUGGAGGUGCUCGUGGUCUCUCAAGGCCUAAUACCCGGACAUCUUACUAGGAUUAAAAGGGACCGAUCAUUAAAGACGAUAAUAGUUUUUGUGUUGUGAAAGGAAAAAUUGGGAGCUCAAGCGACGACGACGAUGACGGCAGCAAGGACGACAGAAGAGCAAUAGGUUUAGAUUAGCAAAACAACAACUUUGCCAUUGUUGCACGACUGCGACGUGAAAAUACCUAAUUUCACGUUUUGCGGAGGACGCUUCGAUACAUUUCCGAGAAUUCCACUCCAUAGAAUUACAUGUUUUUGUACGCUAAUAUUUGUUGAAGUGAAUGAGGUGGAAUAAACUCGAUAAAAUUUGAAGCAGCGCGAAUUCACUUUUUAAGUGACGUUCCUGUAGCCGUGGCCGUCGUUGUUGCUUAAGCUAAACUCCUUACGACUUCUUCUUCCUUUGCAGAACCACUCAAUGCUCAUCUUGAAAAAAAUAACGUGGAGUACCUGCAAUUUGCCUUCCGGUGGAUGAACAAUUUGUUAAUGCGAGAAAUGCCGCUCAGAUCUACAAUACGACUCUGGGAUACGUACUUGGUUUGUACCGUGGUUUCUUUUGGAUGUUAAAAUUACUUUCGUAAAUGCUUUGGUUUUUCAUUGUUCGCUUUGUGAUUGGCCUAAAAAUCACGCGCCUUUUUCUCGACCAAUCAGAUGUAAAACCGUAACAAAUUGUGACGUGCUCACACCACACAUGUUUUCCCGCAUGGCAGCAGCUACAUGUACAUGUAUUGUUUCGACAUGCGAUUGGUUCAUUUAAAUGCUUGGGUAUUAUUGAUCGGCCAUAAUGGUAACUCGGUGUUUGGAUGGUUUUGCGUCACAAAGACGUAUGUAUACACACGAAUGAACCGAUCAGAAUUUCACGCAAAUUUAAGUACCUGCUACCAAGCACACCGUAUGAAAAUUAGUUUUCAACUCACUUCUGAUUGGUUAAGAAAAUAGGGCGAUGCAGUUUGACACUCAACAAAAGCAGCAACCCGAGUGACACUUAAACUGAAAAAUUAUCUUCACUGCUUUGUUGAAAUGAUUCUGUAAUUAAGAGGAACACUUUUUUAUAUUGAUAAACAUUAAUAACUCCUGAAUUGCGUAAAAGGGAAGAGGAAAACUGGCUAAGCAUGGUUGGGCCUUGUAUUUAAUCAUAGACAAUGGGAACGCAUGCAAAAUCAUUUCUUUACCUUGUUUCUCUUGAUUUUGUAGGGCAAAAAGUAAUUUUUUUGUUUCAUUUUACCAGUCUGUAGAAAAUGGAUUUGCGUCUUUUCAUCUGUAUGUUUGUGCGGCGUUCCUGAAGAAUUUUUCUCAAGAAAUUAUACAGGAAAAUGAUUUUCAGGUUUGUUUGUUUGCUCGUUUGUUUGUUUUUUUCACUUGUUCGCAUUUUGUACAUGUCACGUUGCAAGACGUCUUUUUCUCGAUUGUAAAUUAUGUCUGCUGUAGUCAUAUUCAUACGACGGCAACGUGCGGAAAAUGGGGAAAUGCUCCCACGACUAAGCGCAAAUUUACGGACAGUUUUUGAUAAUUACUUCUGGUGCCCCGUGGGCUAAAGCUGUUACAAGAACGGAAAACUAUAUUUCGCCUUGAAUUUUGCCCUCAGCUUUUGGCUGUUCACCGUACAUUUACCCUGUUUUUCCGUGUGAUUGUCGAGGUUGAUUGCCCAAAAGAGUACAAAUAAAGCGAAGGUUCAGAGUUUGGGGAUGACAGAUAUAACGGAAUAAAUAGGUUCCUACUCCCCCCCUCCUUUGGCGGGGGGGAAGGAGGUACUCCCUCAUAUGGCCUAUACGGGGAUGUGCCGCUGAACAGGGUAUGGUUUUUGACCUAUCCUAAACAAGGUGUAUCAUUUCGCGCGAGUCUGUUCUAAACCUAAGGGUAUAUAAUUUCGUGCGAGUGACAGUCUGCCCUAGUUAUAAAGAGGGUAUGGCCUGCACGAUCGAUUUGAUUUGCUACGUGAAAUUUGUUUGUACUCCAAACACACAAACGCAAUGGCUAUAAAACAAGACGGCGUGCAUUUUACUCCUUGUCCUAAAAAGGGUCAUAAAAUUGAGGGUGUUGUCUUAAACAGGGUAUGUAAUUUGGAAUUUUUUUCCUAAACAGGGUCAGGGUUUCAAAGCUUCAGCGACUCACCUUUACCCAAAUACUGAUCGAGUACCCCUCCCCCCUGGGUUUUCCCGAUCCUCUCACCAAGAACAUAACAUCCCAGCUCUCAAACUCGGUAACUCGGUGAUCGACCUCAAAAAUCGCCUGGGACUUUAAAUACGCAAAGUCAUAGUUGAUCUUAUACUUCAUUCCCUGUCUUUCACUAGGGGUUAAUGCUGUUACUACAGAAUUUACCAACAAGCAACUGGGAUGACCAGCAAAUCAGUCUCUUGCUAGCGGAGGCUUACAGACUUGAGUACAUGUUUAAAGACGCUCCGAAGCAUUUACAGCACGUCUCAUGA
Messenger RNA from Porites evermanni, 10934 nucleotides. Lineage: Eukaryota; Metazoa; Cnidaria; Anthozoa; Scleractinia; Poritidae. The record is from the annotation of a GenBank genome assembly.